Molecule: messenger RNA, 1668 nt
Organism: Glycine soja
Lineage: Eukaryota; Viridiplantae; Streptophyta; Magnoliopsida; Fabales; Fabaceae
Product: homeobox-leucine zipper protein HAT5-like
Exons: 4
Coding region: 516-1370 (284 amino acids)
Biological process (GO): positive regulation of DNA-templated transcription
Cellular component (GO): nucleus
Molecular function (GO): DNA-binding transcription factor activity, RNA polymerase II-specific; sequence-specific DNA binding
Source: RefSeq, a predicted model, not a curated record
AGUCGCAGAAAACACUCACAAAGACAGAGUGCGUUCGUUGACGACAAACACACACAAACACACAACAAAAGCUCGCCGGAAAAUCUUUCUCCGGCGACCUGGAAUUCCGACGAAGGUAGUUGCGGCUCCUUCGUCCCGAAACUGAGGCCCUCAAAGUAUAAACUUUGGUGGUGGUGGGUAGGAUCUGGCGGUGUAUGAUGGGAUCUUGCAUAUGCCCGUUGGAGACUCCGGCGAGGUUGCUUUGGACCACAAGCUUCUUCCGUCAUAAGCUUAUGAUCUUCUAAUAAUUAAUAAUUCACGCACACAAACAAACAAACAAACAAACAAAAAACACUUCAUAACAACAACAACAACCCUUCUGAAAUUCUCAACACAAGUUUCAAAAAACAGAGUAAAAGAAACAGAGCAAAAACACACACACAAAAACACAAACACAGACACCUUUUAAGUAUUAAGGUGUCUCUUUCUCUCGCCGGAAAGUUUCUCCGUCGGCGGUGGUGAUUGACCGGAGUGCCAUGGAGUCUGGACGGAUUUUCUUUGGUGCCUCUGCUUCAAGCGGCAACAACAUGCUCUUUCUCGGCAACACUGAACUUGCUUUUCGAGGGAGAUCGAUGAUGAGCAUGGAGGAAGCCUCGAAGAGGCGACCUUUCUUCACCUCACCGGAUGAACUGUAUGAUGAAGAGUAUUAUGAGAAGCAGUCGCCGGAGAAGAAGCACCGCCUCAGUUCCGAACAGGUCCAUCUGUUGGAGAAGAGCUUUGAGGAAGAGAACAAAUUGGAGCCUGAGAGGAAGACCCAGUUGGCUAAGAAGCUGGGAUUGCAGCCCAGGCAGGUGGCUGUGUGGUUUCAGAACCGCAGGGCUCGAUGGAAGACCAAGCAACUUGAAAGGGAUUUUGAUGUUCUCAAGUCUUCAUACGAUACCCUACUUUCAUCCUAUGAUUCAAUUAUGAAGGAGAAUGAGAAACUCAAAUCUGAGGUGGUAUCCUUAAAUGAAAAGCUUCAAGUUCAAGCUAAAGAGGUGCCUGAGGAACCAUUAUGUGACAAGAAAGUUGAUCCAAUUCCAGUAGAUGAAGAUAUGGCUCCGAUUUUCGGCACAAGGGUGGAGGACCACCUGAGUAGUGGGAGUGUUGGAAGUGCGGUGGUGGAUGAGGGUAGUCCACAGGUGGUUGUUGACAGUGUUGAUUCAUACAUUCUAGCUGACAACUAUGGUGGAUGUGUGGGCCCGGUCGAGAGGGUUCAGUCGGAGGAGGAGGAUGGGAGUGAUGAUGGGAGGAGUUACUUGGAUGUGUUUGUGGUAUCUGAAACUGAGCACCAAAACCAUGAGGAAGGAGAGACAUUGGGUUGGUGGACUAAUAUGUAUUAUGUUGGAUAAAAUGGUAAUGCAGCAGUGCUUUCGAAAUUAGAUGCUUAAUUAAGAAAACGUAAUAAUAUUGUAUAAUGUAUCAUGUGGGCGAGGGAGGAAAAAGUAAACGCCUGGAUUGGGUGGCUUGGACCCCUAGGAGGAGUUGAAGUGUCCUUAACCCGAGUUUAAUAAAUAAAGUCUAGUAGUAAUUUGGUCAAUGGUGUCUUGUGUUGGUUAAUGGUUGUACUGCCAAAAUUACAGUAAGUAUAUUUCUUGUUCAAGUAUUAAAACAUGGUUAAUUAGUACUAUACAAAAUUUGAGCUGUCUC